CGUUCACGAUUAAAACCGGUUUUCAAGAUGUCACCAGUGCCAAAUUGUAUUAAUCAACAUACGAAGUGCGCAGAAUCCCCCGUUAAUUUGAAAAUGACAUACAUCGGGGUUAUCUAAUUGCUUUAAUGAUAAUCCAUGUUGUAUAUUAAAACGGAUAGCAGUAGGCUUCCGCUGAAGACGUCAGUGAGGAGGGUGAUCCGGAAGUAGGUGCACACCUGCCCCGGCUCUGGGCUGUACCUGGACAGCUGCGGUGCCUCUUCCCGCCGUUCUUCUGGAGCAGCAUCUUUCACACCGCAUCAUGAAGAGCCAGCAGGCAGCCAAUCGGCCAGACAACACGGCCUUCACGCAGCAGCGCCUGCCUGCCUGGCAGCCUAUGCUGUCUGCCCACUUUGUCAUCCCAGGCUUCCUCCUCAUCGGUAUGGCCUUCAUCGGCAUUGGGGUGGCCCUCUACAUCACCUCCCAGAACAUCCAAGUGCUGGAGAAGGACUAUACAGGUACAGGGCAGUACACCGCCUGCUCUGAAUGUGCCGACAUGCAGACAAUUCCCUGCAUCUGCAACGUGACCUUCUCUCUGACCACACUGUUCACGGGGCCUGUGUUUCUGUACUACGGUCUAUCCAACUACUACCAGAACUAUCGCAAGUACCAGGUGUCACGAGAUGACGUCCAGCUCUGGGGAGAUGUGACUAAGAGCCCUGCUGAUGCGUGUGCUCCGUACCAGUAUAUCGACAACAAGCCUAUCGCACCAUGUGGGUCCAUAGCCAACAGCAUGUUUAAUGACACCUUCAGCCUGUAUCAGAUCAUCAAUGGCACCAUGAAACUGGUUCCCUUGGAUGGGAAGGGCAUUGCCUGGUGGACAGAUUAUAAUAUUAAAUUUCGGAAUCCUUCUGCACAGGGCUCCCUGCAAGAUGCCUUUAACGGCACCAUGAAACCUGUAAACUGGUCCAAGCCUGCCUACGAGCUCAACCCCUCAGACAUGAACGACAACGGCUUCUUGAACCAAGACUUCUUGGUGUGGAUGAGGACGGCGGCUUUGCCAGAUUUCCAGAAGCUGUACCGACGGAUCACCAGUGGCGACUAUGCACUGGGGCUCCCUCCUGGGGACUAUGUCCUCCAAAUUGAGUACAACUACGCCGUAAAAGACUUCGGCCGUAAGAAGGUGGUGUUCAGCAAUGUCACUUGGAUGGGAGGGAAGAAUGAGUUCCUCGGGGUCGCCUACAUAGUGGUUGGCUCCCUCUGCCUUGUCAUGUCUGUCGUCAUGCUCGUUGUCUACGCCAAGUACAAGUUUGCAGACGAGAACGCGUGAGCGAGCGGCGGGAACUGCUGAUUUGGCCUUUCCUUGGUUAGUCUAAGCCAGGGGUGGGGAACCUGUUCCAUGGAGGAUGGUGUGGGUGGAGGUAUUUUGGGGGGGGCUCUCAGUCAACCAAUAAGAGGGUCACCUGGACUGGAGUUAAAAACUGUUUGAUUGGCUGGCUGAUCAUCCCAAAAAUCCACACACUGGCCCUCCAUGGGUCAGGUUACCUACCUCUACUUUGAGUAAGACGGCACAACUGAAUUCAGACCCAGCAAAUAAAGAAUAAGUGCCUUUUUCUCCUUUUGUAUAACAUUUGAGUCUCCAUCAGCUUCCAAAGGUGCUUGAUGGUAAUUUUAUGAAAGCAGGUAUGAGAAUUAUAUUACUGACUACUCUGCCUGAAUCCUUGUUGAUUCUGGCUUCAGUAGCCCUGGAGGAUAACACUUCCAGUCUUUGCGGUUUAAUUGCUCUUCUGGGUGCUGGGGCUUUACACAUUGUUAGACAACAGACUUGCUGUAUUUUUAGCAAUUUUAACUUUCCUCGAAGAGGAAAGUAUCAAACAUCUGUCCUUUUUAAUUUUUGGUUCUUGGUUGUUGCACAGUAAAUCUGUAACGUUUAUAUUGUUCACUGUUCUCAGGUACUUUUUUCCCUCAUUUCUGAUUUUUGUCUUGUUUGGAAAUACUUGAAUUUUUGUAAUUUUAAAUGAAAUUCUCUGUAUACCAUUUUACAUAUUGUAAAGCUGCCCUUUGGACUAUUUCUUUGUUUUUUAAAUUGAUGUCUUUUUUCCAGAAAAUAAACAUUAAGUGUUUACCU
Paramormyrops kingsleyae is the source of this 2104-nucleotide messenger RNA. RefSeq names its product transmembrane protein 30B (gene tmem30b). Gene Ontology annotation, cellular component: plasma membrane; endoplasmic reticulum; Golgi apparatus. The record is from RefSeq and is a predicted model, not a curated record. Gene Ontology annotation, biological process: phospholipid translocation. Lineage: Eukaryota; Metazoa; Chordata; Actinopteri; Osteoglossiformes; Mormyridae.